Molecule: messenger RNA, 2261 nt
Organism: Coccidioides posadasii C735 delta SOWgp
Lineage: Eukaryota; Fungi; Ascomycota; Eurotiomycetes; Onygenales; Onygenaceae
Source: RefSeq, a predicted model, not a curated record
CAAGCUAUUCGUCUUAAUGAUUGGCCAUAUUUGUCUGUCCGGAAGUCUGAAAAGAGCUUUCCGAGUUUCUGAUUUGCAAUUGGGCUGUCUUUCACUCAGAAAAGCCCUUCUGUCCCACUCACCGGGACCAUGAGUGGGUUUAUCAAGGGCCGGUGGGUGGUGAAGAGCCCACGGCGGCACACAAGGGAUCAGCGACGAUGAAACAGAACACAGUCCUAGCCGCCGUCACUUGCUAGCCGUCUCUCCAUGUGAAUAAAGGUUUCGCCCAUUCAUUUGUUUAGAAAUUUCUCGGAUGUUACUUCAGCUCUCAAACAUCCCUUACCUUGUUUGACUAAAUUCUCCGCCCAUGUGCUGCCAGAUCUCGCUCUCGAAAAGAGCUUCAUUCAUCCACACAUACCCCUCUAAGUCCUCCUCACUUUCUAAAAGGUCUCGGUCCCAGCAGUCAUCAAGCAACCUUGUGAGAGAUGGGUUUCUUCAAGCGUCUCCGAUCUAAAGUCAAAAAUUCCGGUAGAAGCAAAAAGUCAGGGUACCUUGAUCAAGAUGCAUAUCAUCAGUACUGCGGCAGACCUGCUAGGGACUACACAAAAAGGCUCCCCCCAACGUUGCUCCACAGCAUCUUUGCCAGUGUAUGCCCGCAUUCGCUCGAUGAUUCUCUUACCUCGUCAGAGGAGUCAGUCACGGUAAAUGACUGUAUGCUUUGUGAUAUGCGCGACCUGGCUCACUGUGCGCUUGCUUGCCGCGCAUGGUGCCGUGUUGCCCAGGAAUUACUAUAUCAGCAUGUCCGCAUCGACGCCGUCCACUACUGCGAACUCGAGAUCGAAUUGGCCGCGAAGCGAAAGAAGUCCUCAUGGUUAAACCACAAUGCAGAUCCUAUCGAUGCCCCGAGAACACGUCUACUGCUAUUUAUGCGGACCGUCAGAGAGUCAACGGACCUAGGAGAGCUGGUUCUCUCCUUGCGCAUGCCCUACAUGACACGGGAAGCGAGCAAGAGCGAGAUAGCACGGACAAUUUCUGUUCUUCCAAAUUUACGAUAUGUCGACCUGCCGGCUGGAGUUUUCACGGACGAUGCAGCGUCGCAUUUCCUCAAGGUGGAAUUGAUGGCCAGGUGCCCCGAUCUUCGCCGCAUGAAAUACGCUCAUGGAUCCGAACGGAGCCUUUCUACGAUCCCGCACAAGCAACCUUGGGCAAAUAUCGAAGUCCUGGAACUCUCCAAGAUCGCUGUCGAGCCGUCGUUGCUGCGCCAAGUGCUCGGCUGCUUCCCGCAACUACAAGACCUGAAGCUAGAGGAAAUGCAAUGGCUGGAGAGCUCCAUUUUCGAGCUCAUGCCUUCGUCGCCACCGUUUCCAUCGUUGCAGCGACUUACCCUGCAAGAUACCCCGAACGUCACCGCCAGGGGGCUAGCGGCCUACCUUUCUACACCUCAGAAUAUCCGUGCUCUGAAGCACCUUUCACUCCUUACCACCGGCGUUGUGCCACAAGAGCUACAUGAAAUCCUAACGCGAGCCACCUCCCUCGAAACACUGUCUAUAAUCCACGAGGUCACCCGUGCGUUUCCGACCGGAAGCGUCCCACUCCUGUGUUCCACAUCCUUAACACUCCUCCACUACGAAAUCACCUCCGAGCCGGGCGCCUAUGGUGCUCAGCCAGUCUCCGCGUCGUACUACACAUACCUGAUGUCGUCUCUCCUCGCGGGCGACCUUCCGGCCUUAAACGUCCUUUACGUGCGUGACGCCCACUUCUCAGAGACAUUAAUGCUCGCCCCUCCACCGCGACUGCUAGGCGGCGGCGAAGGCGGUCCCCAGUCAGUCGGGAGAGGUUUCAACCAGUUGCUCGCUGUGUACAGCAAGGGUAUGGACGAGCUGGAGUGGAACUUCACGACCUAUGAACCUUUCGCUGGUUCUGAACGGCGUACAAGUGUUGCACGACCGCUCAGCCUCCACGGGGCGCAGCUAGGGCCGAGCUGGGGGGAGAACGCCCGUGAGAGUGUGCUUAUGAAUAACGGGGUCAACGGGUUUCUCGCUGUACCGUCAGACCAGCGGCCGAAGAGUAGCAGUGGAUGGUCGCAAAAGGGCGCGCGGAGGGAUCUAUGGCGGUAGAUGCUCGAGUGUUCACGCGGCUAUCUUUUUGAUUUUUUUUAGCUUCCUUUUUCCUUUUCUUAUUCCUUUUCUGUGUCGACGGCUGGAAUGACGACGUAAUGACUAAUGUGCCUUUAUUCUUGCGCAUCUGCAUAGCUAAUUGGAAUUUUGUUCCUUCUCUUUGUG